AUGCCCUCGAGUAAUUUGCCCCCAUUCAUAGUUAGCGCACCUGGGAAAGUCAUUAUAUUUGGGGAACAUUCUGCAGUUUAUGGUAAACCAGCAAUUGCAGCUGCAUUAAGUUUAAGAUGUUAUUUAUUAGUCGUUCCCUCAAAUGAUACAAAUACUUUAAGAUUAGAAUUUCCCGAUAUAGAAUUAGACCAUUCUUGGGAUAAAAAUAACUUACCGUGGAAUGAAAUAAAAGAAUAUUUAAAGAUUGGCACAGACGAUAAACCAGAAAUACCGAGUGAAUUAAUACCUGAAAUAGUGGACAAACUAUCUCAUUUACUAGAUGGAUUCGACAACAAAAUGCAUUACAUAGCAUGCUUCUGUUUUUUGUAUUUAUAUAUCAGCUUAUGUAACAAAGAUAUACCUGGGAUGACAUUCAUAGUGAGAUCAACUUUACCAAUUGGAGCAGGUUUAGGUUCAUCAGCAUCAACAUCUGUUUGUUUAUCAGCAGCAUUAUCAAAAUUAGGAGGUUGGAUAAAAGAUCCAAAUGUACAUUCUACAGAAAAAUCACCAAUUGAAGAUAUAGCAGAAUUAAAUUUUAUAGAUAAAUGGUCAUUAAUUGGUGAAAAAUGUUUUCAUGGUAAUCCUUCAGGGAUAGAUAAUGCAGUUGCUACCCAUGGUGGUGCAGUUAUGUUUCAAAGAACAUCAAUGCCUGAAAAACCAUCAAUAAGGACCAAUAUGAGAAGUUUUCCCGCUAUUAAAUUAUUAUUGACAAAUACAAAAGUUCCCAAAAGUACUGCUGACUUAGUUGGAGGAGUUGGUAAGUUACAUAAAGAAUAUGAUAGAAUGAUUUCUUCAAUACUAGAUGCUAUGGAACAUUUAGCUAGAGAAGCCUAUCAAGUAAUGAUACGACCUGGUUUUGGAUCAGAAGAAACUGCUAUUUUAAGAAAAUUAGUAACAAUAAAUCACGGGCUUUUGGUAGCGUUGGGUGUUUCACAUCCAUCAUUGGAGAAAGUUAAAAUAAUUGGUGAUAAUUUGAAAAUUGGUGCAACAAAAUUGACGGGAGCUGGUGGUGGAGGUUGUGCUAUAACUUUAUUAAAUGAUGAUGUUGAAGAAUCUGUAAUACAUGGUGCAAUGUUGGAGUUUGAAAAAGAAGGUUUUGAUAGUUUUGAAACUUCACUAGGUGGUAAAGGGGUUGGAAUGUUAUUUCAUGAUGAUGUUAAAAAUAAGAAAAUUUUCACUACAGAAUCUUUUUGUGGCCAUACUAAUCGUGAUGAAAUCGAAAAAAAUUUGGCUGUUGAAAAUGUGCCUGAAUGGAAGUAUUGGUGA
This is a messenger RNA of Lodderomyces jiufengensis, 1305 nucleotides long. RefSeq names its product mevalonate kinase (gene ERG12). The coding region runs from base 1 to 1305 and encodes 434 amino acids. The record is from RefSeq and is a predicted model, not a curated record. Gene Ontology annotation, molecular function: mevalonate kinase activity; ATP binding. Gene Ontology annotation, cellular component: cytoplasm. NCBI's taxonomy places the organism in Eukaryota, Fungi, Ascomycota, Pichiomycetes, Serinales, Debaryomycetaceae. Gene Ontology annotation, biological process: isoprenoid biosynthetic process; ergosterol biosynthetic process. The transcript has a single exon.